Carcharodon carcharias (great white shark) is the source of this 2647-nucleotide messenger RNA. It is a transcript of the gene smarce1, whose product is annotated as SWI/SNF related, matrix associated, actin dependent regulator of chromatin, subfamily e, member 1. Gene Ontology annotation, biological process: negative regulation of DNA-templated transcription. Gene Ontology annotation, cellular component: SWI/SNF complex. The transcript is spliced from 12 exons. The record is from RefSeq and is a predicted model, not a curated record. Gene Ontology annotation, molecular function: nuclear receptor binding; nucleosomal DNA binding. Bases 281 to 1582 code for a protein of 433 amino acids. Lineage: Eukaryota; Metazoa; Chordata; Chondrichthyes; Lamniformes; Lamnidae.
AAUUCCACAGGUCGCAGCGAGGGCGGAGAACGGGCGGACCUGAAGCGCCGAGUGUCUCCUCAGGCGGUGUGAUUUUUCCUCCCCUCCCCGGGCCGUGUUCGAUUUGUGUGGAAUGUUGUGGCCCCGCCCCCCCCGGACAAUAGGAGCCGCUCCCGCCGCCGCCGCCGCCGCCGCUUCUCCGGCCCCGAGUGUCCCGCACAAUCCGGCCGCCCGGGGGAUCGGUUCACCCGCAGGCCUCCCGCCCGCCCGCUCUCUAUUGUAAGAGGCUGUUGGCAUCAUCAUGUCAAAAAGACCGUCUUAUGCACCGCCCCCUGCCCCUGCUCCCACCACUCAAAUGCCCAGCACCCCAGGGUUUGUGGGAUACAAUCCAUACAGUCAUCUGGCCUACAACAACUACAGGCUGGGAGGGAACCCAGGCACCAACAGCCGGGUCACGGAUUCUUGUGGCCCUACGGCCCAAUUCCACAACGGAACUCCACGUGCUUCCAGUAUAAUCGGCAGGGAGAAGGCAUCCUCAGGCAUCACUAUUCCAAAGCCCCCAAAGCCCCCAGACAAGCCCCUGAUGCCCUAUAUGCGUUACAGCAGAAAGGUAUGGGACCAGGUUAAGGCCUCCAAUCCUGAUCUGAAGCUGUGGGAAAUAGGGAAAAUCAUCGGUGGAAUGUGGCGGGAUCUCACAGAUGAGGAAAAGCAGGAGUAUCUGAAUGACUAUGAAGCAGAAAAGGUCGAGUACAAUGAAGCCAUGAAAGCGUACCAUAACUCUCCCGCCUACCUCGCCUACAUUAAUGCAAAAAGCCGGGCUGAGGCAGCACUUGAGGAAGAGAGUCGCCAACGGCAGUCACGGAUGGAGAAAGGAGAGCCUUACAUGAGCAUCCAACCAGCUGAGGAUCCUGAUGAUUAUGACGAUGGCUUUUCAAUGAAGCACAUCUCUGCGGCACGUUUCCAGAGAAACCACCGUUUGAUUAGUGAGAUUCUGAGCGAGAGCGUAGUCCCAGAUGUCCGAUCUGUGGUGACAACGGCACGAAUGCAGGUUUUAAAACGGCAGGUGCAGUCACUGAUGGUUCAUCAGCGGAAAUUGGAAGCCGAGCUCCUUCAAAUCGAGGAACGCCAUCAAGACAAGAAAAGGAAAUUUCUCGAAACUACAGAAUUGUUUAAUAAUGAGCUAAAGCGGUUGUGCAAUUUAAAGGUGGAGGUUGACAUGGAGAAAAUUGCAGCUGAAAUUGCUCAGGCUGAAGAGCAGGCCCGCAAGCGUCAGGAAGAACGAGAAAAGGAGGCUGACCAUGUAGAACAGCCCCAGAGUAAUAUACCCGAGGAACCCCCAAGCAGCAGUGAGGCUGAUGAGUCCAAAGUGGAGGAGACCCCAAUGGACACAGAUGAGCCACGCAAUGAUGAAACUCCAGAAACCCAACAGAGCAGUGAAGAGAGCACAGCAACUCCAGAAGACAAAGAAGGAUGUCAGGACACGACAGACAGCAGCGUGGAGCAAGGAGCAAGCGAGAGCACCUCUGGUACAGAAAGUAACAGUGCAUUGGCUGAGGAACCCAUGCCAGAACCUACGCCAGAAAACGAAGACAAGAAAGAAUGAUUUCAACAAAUACAAACUUUUCAUUCCAGUUAGUUGUACUACUCGAUUAAUAUCGUACUCGUUUUUUAUUCUACCUGUUUAUAAGUUAGAAGGAUUUUCUUUUUACACAUUUGUAGAAAUGCCAGCAUAAUGGACUCCUUCAACACAACCUACAGCCCCAUGGCCAGUUUGAGAUUCAGUGCUACAAAGUGGAGGUGAAUGAAUUUUAAAGGGGUGGAAGAAAAGAUUCGGAAAUUUAAAGGUACUGUAUGCUGUACUUAAACCAGCCUGUUUGUCUCUGGUCCCUGUUAAGGGAUAUUUAUUUUCCUCAUUAAAUAAACAUGGCUUAAUGCCUGAAUCACAAGGUCAAAGUGCAAAGGUUGCAGUUGUCAGUUUUGAGAUUUAUUUCCCUCUCUGAUUUCCUGUGUACUCAAUUUCCAUGGAUUUUAACCGAUGUGUUGAAGAACGAGCAUUGCUUCCCAAAACUGAAAAUGUUUUUGGUGAGGCAGCUGCCCUACCCACUGUUUACAAGUGCUUCCUGGACCUUAAGAAAAAGUUACUACUUCGUCACAUGAUCUUUUUCUCACUUGUAUACAGUUGGUGUAUAUCUUCCUAGAAUUGAUACUGUGGCAAUUGGGACCCUGAUAAAACUGCAAUUGUUGCAUGUAUUUGAUUAAUGCCCAUUUUUUUCAUUGCAGUUUACAGUGUAAAAGUGUGGUCAUACAAUGCCCUGUAAUGAAUUAAUGUGGCCACAGAGUUGAUAUUUUACUGGAAUAGAGCCGCAGGCUCCUGCCUCCCCAGCAGCUGAUAGGCAAAACAGUUUAUAUCCACAGGGCUGUCAAAUGCUGUAGUUCUGUGUUGGGUAAAAUUGUUUUGUGAAGGGAGCAUUUCGUUUUAAAGACCAGUUGGGCCUCUGUAGUUGAAGUUGUGUUGUGCCUCGGAAAGAUGGGAUGUGUAAGCAGGGAUGACGGUGCAGGUCACUUCCCAGUGCGAUUGGCAUCACUAUCGUGUCUUCUGCUGUAGUAUGCUGAGUUACCUAUUUUUUAAAAAUUUCCCUGCCACAAUAAAAGAGAAGCUUAAUGUAAA